AUGGGUAUACCUAUGCAAAUAUUUCAGGGCGGGGACAAGGUGCUAUUAUGCGACCGGAGAAAACAGAACGUAUGUGAUGAACGUCCGGGUCAGUAUGGUUGUUUCACGGUAAAUAAUGAUUAUCCAAAUUUGACAGAAAUGAUAAAGGAACAUAUAUACCGACUCGUCUUGAAUAGCUUCGAAGGGAAUAGCGAGGAUGUUGGAAACUUGUCCGAAGAUGAAGAUCAAGAAGAAGGUGAAGACAAUCUUCGCAGUAGUUGUGGGUUGGAAUUUGUACGAAUUAAUGAUUACUUUUCUACCCAUGAUUUGCAAAGUUUUGAAAGUUUUAGAAAUUUUGAUAGAAAGUACUGGAUUUUUUAUUCUGAUCAAGCAGACGACAAGAGGUUACUGCUAUAUGAUUUUAUUGACCAGCAUUUCAUUUUCAUCAAACAACAAUUCCACGGUCAGUUGAAUUUGUUGCUAUCAGGUAAAAUAAUAUGUAUGGACUGCAACUAUGAUUGUAGUUCAGAUACAGUUCAAAUCUUAAUUGGUUUUCAGAAUGGAAAGCUAUUGAAGCUUUGUUGCGACUUGAACGGAAACGUUAAUAAUCACUUGCUUUUGAAGGAUUCUUCAACUCACACUCCUCGAAAUGAAAAACAUUGGUCAAUUUUGAAUGUUUGGGCAGGUUUGUUGCCUCACUUCGUUGUUUCUUUUAGUUUGAAAGACGGGUUGCUAAUAACUUCUUUGGAUCACCAACAAAAUAGCGGAAAUUUUGAAAGCUUCAAAACAAAUCUUGAUUUGCCCAGAGGUCUAGAUACGACUGCAAACAUCAAGUCUGUUUUGAAUUUCCCUCAAUUUACCUUAUACAGGGGAAAUGAUUUGAUUUUUCACUGCAAGAAUUUCUUGGAACCUAAUGAUCCCAUGCUGAAUAGCGAAAUAAGUCUCAUGCUCAAAAUGGAUGAAUCCAUCCAGAAAAUUGACUACCUUUUGACAACGAACCAUAUUCUACUUGAAACAAACGUAAGAUACCUAUCAAUUCCAAUACGAGCCCCAAUAGAUAAUUCAACUUCUGCCGUUUCCACUGCGGACAAUAAUAAUAUUUAUCCAAUCUUUUACAAAACGCAAGAGCUUCACGUUUAUGCUUCAAGAACAAAGCGUCAGAUAGCAAACAACGGAAAGUAUAUUUUUAUAACCGAGGAGCAUCUCUACGGGACUGCACUAUCGGUAUACAAAUACUCUAGUUCUUUCGAGCGUUGGUUGUUCGUGGGCUAUUUAGACAUCAGGGCUAAGUAUGGCAUAAGAAGUGUAAAAGACCUUUUCGCUAGUAACAGCCCCUCUGUCAAUAGUCCUGUAGUGACAAUCCUCACUGAGGACAAUAAUAUUCAAACGAUUCUUCUCAAAUAA
Molecule: messenger RNA, 1383 nt
Organism: Saccharomyces mikatae IFO 1815
Lineage: Eukaryota; Fungi; Ascomycota; Saccharomycetes; Saccharomycetales; Saccharomycetaceae
Gene: YIG1
Product: Yig1p
Exons: 1
Coding region: 1-1383 (460 amino acids)
Source: RefSeq, a predicted model, not a curated record